UGAAUUUUCUGUCAGCUUAGAAUAUUUUUUGAAUUUAAAUAAAUUUCAAAGAUAUUGCAAGAAUGUAUUUCAAGUCGGUUCCUUCCCUACUAAUAAUAGCAUUUUCGUUGCUUUUGGCCGUGACAUUUCGUAUAACUCUGCCUUGGAUACUUCGCUUGGAUGGCAUAAUCUAUCUGCAGAACUAUACCGCAACUGCAAUCGAUUUUUAUUUGGCUAUAACGAGUCUUAAUGGGAUUAUCAUCAUACUAUUUUUAGUUAGUUUUCUGCUGUUAGAUUUGACGUCGGAUUGGAUUUCUUUGUGGUAUAUACCGCUGUCAUCGUGGUCCAUGUACUGGACAUACGGUACAUUUUUAGGUCGACUGAGAAAACUCUGGCCUAAGGAAGAAAUGGAAGAUCUGGCUGAGAAAUGGGUGAAAUAUAUCAAUACAAAUGACAGCUACUGGACGCAACUUGAAUUGAAGCUUCACUGUUGUGGCCUUGAUGGACCCCGUUGGUAUAUGCAUUACCUGCGCAGGGUACCCCAGUCGUGCUAUAAUCCCCAUCUUGUAACCAAAGGAUGUCAAAGUGUACUCCACGACAAACUUGAUUCGCUGCAUACCAUCGCUUAUCUGUUGUACAUAAGUGCACUCCUCCUGGAGUAUUCUAUGCUGGUAUUUUAUUUGGUUUUUUUGUUUAAAAAGAGAUUCUCGAUUGCGUUUGAAAACAAAAAAAUUAAAUUCAUAAGGAAAAUAAAAAUUUAG
Molecule: messenger RNA, 740 nt
Organism: Drosophila obscura
Lineage: Eukaryota; Metazoa; Arthropoda; Insecta; Diptera; Drosophilidae
Exons: 4
Coding region: 63-740 (225 amino acids)
Cellular component (GO): membrane
Source: RefSeq, a predicted model, not a curated record